AUUGGUGCAAUGGCAUGCUCUCCAACAGGAAGCAAAUCAAAUUCUCACCCUCAUCGCAAGCAAGAGGGCUACUUUGCGCCAGCUGGCGGUUGGAGGUAGUGUCGCUGAUGUCGAGGGUCAGAAGAAGCGUUUGGAUACUUUCGCGAAGGCGUUAUCAACCCUGGACGAGAGAACUAAGUUACUCGAUCGUACCGCAAACGAUUUGAUCGCUAACAAUCACAUGGAAAAGAACAACAUUGACUUGUCCAGAAAGAAGGUUCAUGAUGCGCUGUCACUCCUGCAUCGUGAUGUCGAACAACGAUCUCAUGUUCUCAAUGAUGCGUUUAUGGUAGCAGCUUUUGACCGCGACGUGGCUGACACAGAAGCCUGGAUUGAUGAAAAACUCAAGGGAAUUCGACUUGAAAAGGAGCGCCAAGGACAGUGUACUUCCAUCGAAGAUAAGAUGAAACGUCUCCAAAAACAUCAGGCUCUCGAAGCAGAAUUGGCGGCGAAUCGUAAACGGGUAGACCAAGUACUACAAAGAGGAAAAGAACUUCAUGCAAAGCAUAGAGAUGCAGGGAUCACGUCUCGCUGUGAUGGGCUGUACAAUCGUUGGAUGACCCUAGUAGAAGCAUGUGCUGAACAAUCGCGUGCAUUGGAAGAAGCUCGAGAUCUGCUUACUUUCAGGCAAUUAGUUGACCGCGUGAUGUCAUGGGCCCAUGAGCGAGAGCUCAUGGUGACUGCCGGAGAAAUGGGACGUGACCUGGAGCACUGUAAACUUCUGAUUGAUCGGUAUGUCUUUGAAGUUUUGGAACAAAGGUAG
Messenger RNA from Cooperia oncophora, 802 nucleotides. Lineage: Eukaryota; Metazoa; Nematoda; Chromadorea; Rhabditida; Trichostrongylidae. The record is from the annotation of a GenBank genome assembly.